This is a messenger RNA of Pocillopora meandrina, 981 nucleotides long. NCBI's taxonomy places the organism in Eukaryota, Metazoa, Cnidaria, Anthozoa, Scleractinia, Pocilloporidae. The record is from the annotation of a GenBank genome assembly.
UGAAAGUCAUGUAAACAUACCAAAAUUAGACAUUGGAAGAAUACUUAACAACCCGUGUUACAAUUUUCAUCAUUCUUUUUAACUACACUAAGCCAGAAAAACAUGACCAUCAUAAAAUCACUUUUCCAUCGACAAAAGAAACGAAAUUGUUCUCGGCAUGGGCAUAGCGGGAUGGAACGGCCAAAUUGUACUGAAACCGCGAACUCGUAGUCAAAGCCAUGUUUUUCGACAGGAGAGUUACAGCACGAUCGAAGAUCCUCUCCUUGAAGAUGCACAAAUGUAUAUUGGAGAAAACUUCACCGUCAAACAUGGAAAUCUUUUUAAUCUUCGCCGUAAAGUUUGCACGGAAACACACUCUGGUGUGGUAUUUACCGAACUCAGACAACUGAAACCGGUUUCGCAAAUGUCCUUGUCAAAAGGAGCUAAACGAAUGUCAACAUGUCCCAACGCCGGGGGUAGCUCAGAAAAGAGUGAAAUUCUAAGUUUUGAGCUCCUUCGGCGCUGUUUUGGAGCCGAUCUGCAGAAAACCGAAAUGGAAGUGCAGUAUUUUCCCGAAGGUGGCUCCAUAACCGAUUAUACGUGUAUGAUGUUUAGCACUAAAGUAGGUGUUUCUGUGACAAGGGCCAUGAAAUAUCAAGGAGAUUUCACGGUAGAAGAUGCUCAGAGACUGCUCAACAAAAAGCUUAGUGGAGUCCUAAGGUCCACUAAAAACACCAUGGAGAAAUGGAGCAAACAGAUUUUGCACGUCUGGGCAACCUCUGUGGCAGUCUCUGUCCUAAUUGCUGAAGCGUAUAAUUUAAUACCCAAGGACUUAAAAUCAAACACUGUUGUCUUAGUUACAGUGACGGAAAAUAACGAAGUUUUUUCAAACUAAUAAUUUCAGACUCGAUUUGAAUUGUGUCGAUAGUGGUCAUUGUUUAACGCAUGAAGUUUGUAAAUAAUCUUUUUAAUAGAAUUGAACCGAUGUAAGAUAAUCUUCAC